ACUGGCUCUGCUCACUCCGCAGCGCAGCCCACUGCCUCUGCUCCAAUCACGGGCAGCCUCGCGCUCCCCCGGUAGGCCUACUCACCAACCUACUGUCUCACAUUGUGAUACAUCACUCCGGAGCUAUUGCCUCUCAUCAACCCAACUCGAUUUCUCCUUGCUAUCCGAAGAUGAGAGUGUCCAUCGCGGUGCCCUCUACAUGCUUUACCUCCUAUCUCGGGCUCUAGACCCGCAGCUGGGACGGGAGAGAGAGCAACAUCUCUCUUCUCUCAUCAUCACUCGUUUGGUGUUCCACGGACACUGGGAGCGAGCCAACAGUCGACGACAGAAAUAAUUGAACCGUAGUUGUGUAUCCUUUCUCUUUUAAACAAACGUCCUCAUCCUGUAUUUUACGCUGGGCACAGAUAGGGAAGGAGAGAAGAACAAGGCUCCGCAAUCGCUAUUUCUACCGUGGAAAUACAUUUGGUGGGGUUUUGUGCCCUGUCCGUAUUUGGUGAACCCUGGAUUUAGUGAACAUGGAGACGGUGGAGAAGGAGUGCGGGGCGUUAGGUGGACUAUUCCAGGCGAUUGUCAAUGAUAUGAAGUGUUCAUACCCCGUGUGGGAGGACUUCAGUGCCAAGGCCACCAAACUGCACUCCCAGCUCAGGACCACAGUGCUGGCAGCAGUGGCCUUCCUGGAUGCCUUUCAGAAGGUGGCGGACAUGGCCACCAACACCAGAGGUACGUGGGCUUCCAGAUGUGUGUGUGAGUGAGCUCGCUCUGAGGAC
Coregonus clupeaformis (lake whitefish) is the source of this 767-nucleotide messenger RNA. Its product is annotated as protein MTSS 2-like. Gene Ontology annotation, biological process: cell projection assembly; plasma membrane organization. Gene Ontology annotation, cellular component: actin cytoskeleton; cytoplasmic side of plasma membrane. The record is from RefSeq and is a predicted model, not a curated record. Lineage: Eukaryota; Metazoa; Chordata; Actinopteri; Salmoniformes; Salmonidae. The transcript is spliced from 3 exons. The coding region runs from base 516 to 752 and encodes 78 amino acids. Gene Ontology annotation, molecular function: phospholipid binding; actin binding.